AUGACGGGAGAGGAUCUUGGAACAGAGUACUUAGUGAGGCCAGUUGGUCAAGCUGAAGAUGAAGAGGAUGCGAGUGAUUUUGAGCCAGAGGAGAAUGGUGUGGAAGAAGACAUUGAUGAAGGAGAUGACGAUGAAGGAGAUAACACGGGUGCUGGCAAAUCGGAGGCUCCUCCGAAAAGAAAGAGAGGAGGAGCAGAGGAAGAGGAGGAUAGUGAUGAUGAAGAUGAUGAUAGACCUCCAAAGAGGUAGUUUCUAAAAAAGAACUGACAACAACAACAACACGGUUCAAACAAAACAAAAAGAUGCAGAAGAGCUUUAUGUUUUUUUUUAAAUUUGGAGUCGUGAGAUUUGUUUGAAUCAUUGGUUGGGGUUCAUGUAAGUUUAUUAUGGAGCAAAGUAUUAGUUUAAGUUUUAAUUAGGGGGCUUUUUUUUCUUUUCUUCGUUCUUUUCAUUUAUGCAAUGUUGUUUUCUUUUUCUAGUGAGUCCAAUAACCAAUGUCUCUCGAACGAUUUGCUGUCUAAUGCUUUUUCUUUGUUAGAGUUCUUUUUUCGUUUUCUGUAAUUUUUGUUGUGUUUUAAAAAAAUUAGUUUUAGACUUUGUCUUGUUCUCUUUUUCGAGUUUUGGCGGAGACAUUGUUGUUUCUUGGAGUAUCACAUAUGAGAAUUCAAUUGGCGAUAAGUCGAACUGAUU
Molecule: messenger RNA, 690 nt
Organism: Thlaspi arvense
Lineage: Eukaryota; Viridiplantae; Streptophyta; Magnoliopsida; Brassicales; Brassicaceae
Source: the annotation of a GenBank genome assembly